Messenger RNA from Austrofundulus limnaeus, 2958 nucleotides. RefSeq names its product thymopoietin b (gene tmpob). Gene Ontology annotation, molecular function: DNA binding. Bases 360 to 1466 code for a protein of 368 amino acids. Lineage: Eukaryota; Metazoa; Chordata; Actinopteri; Cyprinodontiformes; Rivulidae. The transcript is spliced from 6 exons. The record is from RefSeq and is a predicted model, not a curated record.
CUGUUUCGACCGCGGACAGACAGCAAGUAGACCGGUUUGAAGCUAAGCUAAUUCGGUUAAUGUACAUCUGGUACAUGUAUAUUUUUGGACGUGUUUUAGUCUCAAUACAGACGCGGAUCUGUUUUCGAAAAUUCAGAACUAUCCGUGAAUGUUUUUGGCCGUAGGCUAACGAGCUAAGCUAAAGGUUUAUUUUUGAUAAAUCGCUUCGGUGCUGCUAGCUAAAAACAGGCAGUGGGUAGGCGCCACUUCACGUCCUCUCACUGUUUUUGUUUUUGUAGCGCCUUCUUGAACCAGAUCACCGGUCUGAGCAGCGAAACAAAUAACACGUUUGGUUUAAAAAAAUAAAUAAAUAAGCUAGCAUGGCAGAGUUUCUCGAAGACCCGUCAGUCCUCACGAAAGAUAAACUGAAGAAUGAGCUCGCAGCGAACAAUGUGCCUCUUCCGAGCGGAGAGCACAAGAAGGAGGUUUAUGUGCAGCUGUAUCUGAAGAACCUGACGGUGCUGAACAACAAGAAGAGCCCGCCUGCAGACACUUUCUCCAGCGACGAAGAGUUGCCUGCCCCGGUGGUGUCCAACAGAAGUCGCUCUGGAAGAAAAGCUACCAGAAAGACUGAUAAGCCCCGCACUGAGGAGGUGGAGGUGACAGAUCUCACUGAUGAAGAGUUAAAACAACAGCUGGCAAAGCAUGGUGUGGACACUGGCCCCAUUGUUGCCUCCACUCGUAAGGUGUAUGAGAAGAAGCUGCAGAAGCUUUUAGACGAGCCUGCAGCUGAGCCGGACGCUCCUACAGAUGUCACAACUCUCCCCAAAGUAGACAGCAACCAGAACGGCAACACAAACUCUGACCAGUAUAGUGACAAAGAAGAUGAGGAGACUGCUGCCCCUGAACCAGAACCAGUUCCUGUGGUGGAGAAGUCUGUGAGGAGCAGAGGGAAAACUCCCGUCACCGUCAGAACCAGCAGCAGACGACAAACCAAAGUGGUGGUGGAGGAGGUUGUUGUUUUUGAGGAGACCCCAAAAAAGACCAGCAAAAGUGUGGUUGAAGAUAUCCUUGCCAAUGAAAUAAGCACACCAACAGGCAUCAGUGCGACUUGCAGGCGUCCAAUCAGAGGAGCAGCUGGCCGGCCUUUAAAACCCAGUGAGUACUGGCUGGACGAGUCCCGCAUGCAGGGCAGCAUCCGCACAGAGAGCCGCACCUACUCCGAGUCGUUCUCCCAGCCGAGCGCGUCCGCCUCCUCGAGCAAAGCUCCCGCCCGGCGAGGCUUCCUGUCGCUCCUGCUGAAGCUCCUGCUCCUCGUGGCGGUGGCCGCCUCUCUCUACUACGCCUACCAGAACCUGAGCCCUGAUCAGAUCAGCACCCUCAGAGGCCUCCUGGACAGCGUGAUUGUCCCAGUCCAAAGCGCCGUGGAGACGGCAGCCACCUCCCUGGGCAUCGGUGGCGGCGGCGCCGAGAACACUGGCAACUAAAGACCCUCAGCGUUUCCACACCAUGCCCAGAUCACCUCCCUGCCACAGCAAACCACAACUUCAGCAGCGGACUUAUUUCGCUCUGUUUUUUUUUUUUUUUUCUAAACGUUUGGACGAGGAACACAAAUUUAAUUGGAACGAACUUCCUCUUGCCAGACUUCAGCUUUCCUCCCACCACAAGAGGGCAGUAUACUCGAGCAGUAGCUUCUGGAUGUGGCAGUCAGAAGAAACUGAUUUUAAAUGUUGAUUUUUCUUUUUUCUUAUAUAUAUUUUUUUAAAUCUGUGAAUCGUUUUUGUCUUUGUGCAUUUAAUCCUUAAAUGUAGAAACGAGCGUGAGCGGGAGAGGCCAGUUUACUUGUGCAUGGUUUGUAGUUCUUGGCAGUCAUACUGUAGUUUUUAACCAACGCUUUGUGUCAAGUGUUGUCCUGGAACGCUUGGACACGUCAGCACUUGACUCCCUCCCGUAUGUGUUUCUUUUUCUUCACAUACAAAGCAGCGCUUCUACUAAAAUCAUGUUUUCAUGUUUCUGUGAUAAAUUCCAAAAUUUUCUUUGUGGCUGUAGAGGUAGGUCGGUCGAGUGACUUGUUGUUUCCGUGGUGCUCAGGUUGAUUCAUUUCAGGUGUUCGGUGGUGGGAGGAGACGAAAUCAGAACAGCCGGUUAAAACCAUCUCUCCCAAAGGCUGGUCCGUGUUCAAACUGUGAUCAAGAAUAUUUACAAAUCAGUGAAGUGGAGAUUUAAUUGAUCAUGAAUUAAAGUUGGGGAAAAAGUUGACAUAAAUCCCAAGUAAAAGCGCUUGUUAGUAUUACUGUGUAUUUGACAGACUUGUUGAGGAGACUGAAAUUGCAAAAUGUGAUUUAUUAUUUUACUUUUUUGUCCUCUUAGCCAUUUUCAAGCUCUGGACUGUAGUGCUCUGUUGUCCGUCUUUUUUUUUAAUCUAUAUAUUUUUUAAAAAGAUUUCUGAUCCUUCGGUUCUCAGUAUGGGACUGGCUGCAGUGCACCCACAUAGCCCGCCUCCCGGACUGCAUGUACACGCAGUGCUGCGACGACGACGCGUUGACAGAAGUCACUCCCUUCAGGACAGUUUAACUCGAUUUACUCCUGUCAGUGCUUCACUUCUGCCUAAACAAAAUUAAAAGACAAUGUAGCUGAACGGGGUUUGGUUACCCAGCGGAUGAAAGGGGUCAUUUGCUGGAGGUGAUGUCAGGGUGGAAAGUUUCCUGGGUCGUUCUGUUUCUAUUUUGAUAUUUUUCUAAAAAAAUUAAUAAAUAAAUGAGCGUAUUCAGCUUUUUAUAGAACAUUUUGAAGUAUCAAUUGAAAGCAAUAUGUGAUAAAACUGUUUCUUAAUCUGAACUUUGAUUAAAGACAAGUGACUGAUCAUCGGGCAGCUCUCCCACAGCAGACAUAUGACAGGGGUUAUGUGGGGAAGGAUUUUUAAUCUAUUUAUGUUCAUGUAGGCUGUGUGUCAUACAAUAAAUUUGUUUUUUUCUUUUA